Acanthaster planci (crown-of-thorns starfish) is the source of this 3671-nucleotide messenger RNA. RefSeq names its product UBX domain-containing protein 7-like. Gene Ontology annotation, molecular function: ubiquitin binding. Gene Ontology annotation, cellular component: nucleus. The record is from RefSeq and is a predicted model, not a curated record. NCBI's taxonomy places the organism in Eukaryota, Metazoa, Echinodermata, Asteroidea, Valvatida, Acanthasteridae. Gene Ontology annotation, biological process: proteasome-mediated ubiquitin-dependent protein catabolic process.
AAUAACGAAGAUGGCGUCCCGCGGGAAGUCGAAAAGCACGGCAAUGGAUGGUCUUGCCAAGCAGUUCGCUGCAAUCACAGGUGCAACUGAAGAUAUUGGUCGUCGCUUGCUUGAAGUGUGCAACGGCAACCUGGAGAUGGCCAUUGGUAUGCAGCUAGAGGGCGCUGUGGAGACUGCUGAGGCAGGGGCUUCGGCCGGUCCAUCAGGAGCCUCGGCUGGACCAUCAGGGGCUGAUGCUGCUCCAGACAUCCCCCCUGAUGACAGUGUCCGUGCACCCAUACCCCAGAAGAGAGAAAUUCUGGUUCAGGAUGUACCAACUUUCGGUCCUCGGCCAAGGCGCAGAGGAGGACAAUCAAUUUUUGACAAGUUCAGGGACUUCCAGGCCGAAACUCGGCACCAGGAAGCGAUGAUUCGUAACCAAGGCAAUCAAAUACCCCAGUCAGCAAAGAUUCGUACCCUAGAGGACUUGUUCCGACCCCCAGUGGACCUGAUGCACAAAGGCACCUUCAAUACGGCUCGAGAGGCCGGUCAGAGCCAGGGGCGAUGGCUCAUUGUCAACGUCCAAGAUGUGCAGGAGUUCAGCUGUCAGAAACUCAACAGGGACGUGUGGAGUGACCCGACGGUCCGCAGCAUCAUCAGGGAGUCUUUCAUAUUCUGGCAGGUGUAUCACGAUAGUGAUGAGGGCCGCAGAUACAUGCAGUUUUAUCGGGUCAGAGAGUUCCCUCAUGUAGCCAUUCUGGACCCCAGAACAGGUGAGCUUCUUGUAUCUUGGAAUAACCUUGAUAGCAUAUCAUUUUGUGAUCUUGUCAUGGAGUUCCUUUCUGACCAUCCAUGCUUCGACAAGGAUACGCUGUCAUCACCACCUGCCAAAAGAGCCAGAACGUCCACGAGCAUUUUAGAUGAAAGUGAAGAUUGCCAACUAGAAGCAGCCAUCGCUGCCUCCCUAGCCGAAUCUACUAGCUCCUCCUCCCAAAGCACCCAACCCAGCGAGAACUCGUCCGCUGCGUCAUCCUUCAUGAGGACGCAGAACACAAUCAGUCUCUCCGACGACGAAGACGAUGAAGUUGAGGAGGAGGAAGAUGAGAAGGAUGAUGUCAUCGUGAACGUUGAGAGCAACUCCAGCCAUACCGGCAGUGACUCGGAUUGCAUCAUUGAGUCGGUGACCGACGGCAGUUCGCAGAAUGUCAGGACGUCAUCGAGCCCAUCCUCACAGAACUCAGAGAAGGCCACCCCGGCGGUGCUUUCUUCAUUAAACGGGAGUGUUUCUACAGACGGAGAAGGUAGAACUCAAACACUCGACAUCAACAAUGACGGGGAAAAACAGGGUGGGGAUUUGGAUGAAGACUUCGAGAGGAAAUCAUCCAACUCAUUGGACAGAAUCGUGGGAAAUAGGACAGACGACAUGCCUGAAACUGGUGUGAAGAAUGGCAAGUCUGAAGUCGAUGCAGGGUUGUCACAGGAGCAGACUCAAGCCAAGCUGAUGCUUCGGUUUCCCGAUGGAAAGAGGAAACAGCUGUCACUUUCAGAAGACACUCCUCUCUUGACUCUGGUGAAACUGGUUGGCAAGGAGGGGUUUUCCAACGAGCGCUAUGAGAUGGUGACCAACUUUCCAAGGAGGAAACUCUCAUACAUGGACUUUGACAAGUCACUGAAAGAUGCCGGGCUCUGCCCACAAGAGACCAUCUUCAUACAGGAGCGCUAGGGUGGCACCAGGAAACCUCAAGAGACAUGCCUCUUUGUGGUAGAGUACGCGCAGUCUGGCCAGUAUGCUCGAGGGUCCUGCAUCUCCAGCCAGUGGCUUACAGGUGCAAGCCUCGUCCACACUCCAAGGGAUCGGGGCAGUUACUUUGGUGGAGCGAGAUGCGUGAAGGCUGUGGGAAAACUUCCGAAACUCACGUCUGCCGCUGGAAGCAGAUUUUAUUUUCAGCAGAUGAUCCAGAUGUAAAGUUUCAAAAGUGCCCUGUCUAUUUCUCUGCUGCUAAGUUCUGAAAACAUUAGUAUUUCUCUUCACACUUUGUGUAACAGCCCAACAUUACGCAACUGCUUGGCGAAAAUAAUAAAAACCUGCAUUGUGUGCUCUUUCAAGUGUUUGGAAAGAGGAAUGAUCAAAGGCAAAGAGCAAUGCACGGUAUUGUGAUUCAGCCCUUGUGAGCCUAAAGGACAAUGAUUCCAGCCCACACUCUCAGAGUUUGGGAUUAGUGGAAAUCCUGAGAAUGCACCACCAACCAUGUAGCUGGCAUUCUUGAGAGCAUUUUUAAUUAGUGCUGAGAAUCUUGUGGUCCCUUUGCUAAAGCAGUUUUUGUAAAUUGGAGUGGAUGUUAAUUUAUUUCCCCAAAAUCCUCCCUUAAGGAAACCCAGUGGUACGUUUUAUUGGACUGAAAUGUAAGCAUUCAAAGGAAAUCCCUUUCAUCAUUCCUGCUACUGUAAGUUCAUGUUUGGAGUCCAUUACGAACAGAAGUCUUACCCUUUAUUUUUUUUCCCAGUUGUACUUGUCUUUUUGAAUUGUUUGGGUCAUGUGUCCUUUGACCUUCCAUUAACCAAGUCUGUACAAUACCCAUCACAUGUUACACAUUUAAACAUGUUUUCCUUUGUGCGAUAAGCAUGAAGUUCACAUGGUGCAGAUCAGCAGUAAGACAAGGUAAACACGUUUUUCCCGUAAACUAGUAAAGAAAAGGUCCUCGACAGGAGUGGACAAACUCGUUCAUGUUGGGGAACAGGUCGUGUGACCCCUGAAUUUGAGGUCCUAGCUGAUCCACCUUAAGAGAGUCAUGUGAUGCUCAGUUUUGACGGCAGUAACCCCAGUGUCCAUCCAUUUAUGGUAUUGUACAAUUUUUAAAGUUGAGCUGGGCUCUCUUCCCUGAUCAGCAACAUGUACCUGUAGAUAUGCAUUAUAAUCUGUAAUAACAGUCGUUUCUAUUUUUAAUCUGAAUUUACAAGGAAAGCUCUCGAAAACAUAAAGUACAGAUGUGUGCAGGUGUCACUUCUGUAAGUGUAUUGUCAACAUCAAAAAGAUUUCAUGCUCAAGGAGCUUGUCAUGCAAACCACCCACAGCAGAACAGUCAGCCCACAGAAUCUCGGGACCUACACCACCACACGCAAAACUCCCAAAGGGUGACCAUCCCUUAAACUCUCCAGACUGUACGUGGCUGCACUAGGAUGUUUCUGGCCAUGAACUGCUUUCAAGGCAUAUCGGCAUGCUCGUCAGUAUGUCGGGUGUCAUACCUAAUUAUCCCGAAUCAAUGCACAAAUCCCUAACUUUCACCGUCUCUCUCUUACAAAUGCAUUCGCACCAUACAAAACCGUAGGAAAAUACAUGCAACUCUAGAAAACAUGGAGUGUGGGUGGGUAUGGUGCGGGAUGGUGGUUGGGGCGUUCCAGACAGCAAACAAUCACUAAAGACCGGAUUACAGAGUAUUCUUCUGACGAGAGAUUGUUUAUUUGCAUGACAGGGUUUUUUGAUCAGGUAAAACAUUUUACUGGUUUUAAAAACCAUUAGGCGUGGGACAGCUGUUAAUGCACAUGCAAACAAAUAAUACGUAUUUGGAAAGUCUUCAAAUGAACAAAUUUACAUGUAUUUAGAGUGCCUUUUAAGAAAAACACUUAUAGAAAUUUGUAAAAUCACAUCUGAAUGUUCAAAUGAUAAAGUAUGCCAUAUUUUGGUAUUUUCAACA